GAUAAUAUAAUUUUCAUGACGGGAAUUACAGGUCUGAUAUCAAUUUUGAAAUUUUUACUAUUGAUAGUAUAUAGACUUUUCACAAUAGACAACAACAUCACUUAAGAUAUGAAUGAAACAAAAGAAGGCGAUGACUCCAUGCAAGUCGACAUUCAUUUUGUGACCUUCAUUGUGCCAAUCAGGAUUCCAUAAAUAUUUCUGAUUUUUGGACGAUAAGAUGCUGGUCAAUUUGGUGAUAAUCUGAGAUAAAAGAGUUGAAAAAUAUUUGUGAUGACAAAAUGGUAAGCAUAAAGUUUCCAUACGAUAGAAGGGUGAAAUAUGAAGUCGGUAAUGAAAGUGGAGAUCAUACAGAGGGACAAGACGAUGUUGAUGGACCACAUUGUAGGCAGUCUAAACCAAAUAUCAUUGAUACAAACAGUCCACUUAUUGUUGACGGCAUAGAUGGAAGUGAUCCAACGAUAGAUAACAAUAUCAAUGAAGUCAAUCCAAAAAGCUGCUGUAGGAAUGAUUGCACGCCUGAUUACUCCAGUUCCGAGAAAUAUCCCUUUCCGUUCCGUGGCAUAGACCUACUUGCAUCAGUUUUGUCAAUAGUCUUUUUCCUAUUUGAUGUAAUUUCAGACGUGGUUCUUGCUGAAGAAUAUUAUCGGUUUCAAAGAUGGAUUCCGUUUGUAUUUACUAUAUCAUUGAUCAUCCUUCCUCAUCUAGUAUUGAAUGCCAUCAAUAUCUCCUGGUACUAUAAUGACUAUAUCAAAGAAAAGAACAGUCAAAGGCCAACAAAGAAACUAGUAUGGAUUUUAAGAAUUUUGUUUUCUUUACCUUUUUUGCUUGGACCUGUUGUCAGAAAUGUGGAAUAUAUUCACUAUGGAUUUAAAAGCAAGUCGGGAUCAUUAACUGAAAGUAAAAGACGUUAUUUCUAUAAAAUGGUAUUAUGUGAAAAUGCAGAUGCUGCAAUGCUAAGGAUGAUUGAAGCUUUCCUAGAAUCUGCCCCACAGCUAGUUUUACAGAUAUACAUAAUAAUGACAGAAGUUAACAACGAUGGACCAAUGAUGCAAAUCGUUCGACCUGCAUCAAUGAUUGGAUCUGGUAUUGGAGUAUCCUGGUCGUUGGUAUCUUAUCAAAAGGCACUCAGGUUAUCAUAUAAUAGAAAGGAAAGGAAACUAUCCCUCUUAGCAGUGAUUUUCUACUAUAUCUGGAAAUCCUGUGAAGUUGCACCAAGAAUAAUCCUAUUAUCACUUUCUGCAGCUCAGUUUGGCUAUCACAUGCUUGUAGCAACAGGUAUUCAUUGGAUCUUAAUGUCACUUUGGGUUGGGCGUCAGAAUCAAGAAAUGUAUGAUAAAAUGAGAGAUAAAAUUGUUCAUUAUAUUGUAAUUGGAUAUGUAUUGAUAUUUUGUUUCCAGAAUGUACAAAAGGGUAAAACUCGAUACAGAGCUAUGUUUUAUUAUUUUGUAACAUUUGUAGAAAACAUCAUUAUGUUAAUACUAUGGGCAUACUUUACACAUCAUAGAAGAGAAUGGGUUUACCUCGCUGUAAUCGUUACAGUACCUACAUGCAUGUUAGUUCAGAUUAUUGUUCAAAUAUUGUAUUAUAAAUGUGUCCAUCCUGAACAUACACACAUUUGGCUUUGUUAAAACAUUUAUAGAUUUCAAUGUCAAAUACCAUUCCAUCUCUAUCAAUUUAUUAUAACAAUGAAUUGAUCUUCAUUCUUUGUUUUUAUGUAUAUGUAUUAUCCGAGGAUUUAAGUCCUGCUUGUUAAUGUGGUCUGUAUUACUUUGUAUUAUUUUGGCCAUGCAUGUUAUUCUGUUUAGGUAAUAUUCUCAUUUGGAAAAAAAGGUAAACAAACUAGAAAUUCAAUUUGUGGACUUGUGCUUGUGUCUUUGACAAAUUCCCUUUUAUCGUUUUCAAUUUCAUUCCAGUAUUUGCAUUUCAAUUUAUUAUAUU
Molecule: messenger RNA, 1938 nt
Organism: Mytilus trossulus (common blue mussel)
Lineage: Eukaryota; Metazoa; Mollusca; Bivalvia; Mytilida; Mytilidae
Product: XK-related protein 6-like
Exons: 4
Coding region: 279-1628 (449 amino acids)
Cellular component (GO): membrane
Source: RefSeq, a predicted model, not a curated record